This is a messenger RNA of Serinus canaria (Common canary), 3525 nucleotides long. RefSeq names its product metallophosphoesterase 1 (gene MPPE1). Gene Ontology annotation, biological process: GPI anchor biosynthetic process; endoplasmic reticulum to Golgi vesicle-mediated transport. The record is from RefSeq and is a predicted model, not a curated record. The transcript is spliced from 10 exons. The coding region runs from base 2038 to 3234 and encodes 398 amino acids. Lineage: Eukaryota; Metazoa; Chordata; Aves; Passeriformes; Fringillidae. Gene Ontology annotation, molecular function: phosphoric diester hydrolase activity. Gene Ontology annotation, cellular component: endoplasmic reticulum-Golgi intermediate compartment.
UCCUGGAAGCUGCUUCUUCACAGAAAUAUUCUUCUCUGUAGUGUAGAAAAUGUUCAUGGUUAAGUCAGUUGAUUUUUUUAAAGUUAUGCAAGUGGCUUUCAGCCUUUGAAACAAUGGGAAAUCAUUCACAUUUUAAAAGUAAUUACAAAAUCUUGAUUUGAAAAGAGCACCAAGCAAAGAACAAAAUGGAUUUCUUUCUCGGGUAGCUCACUGAGAAGAAUUCAAUGACCUAGGAACCUCCUUUGUGUGUCUGUGUGCACUCAUAUGAUCUUUUUUGUAGAUUUUUUAAAUUUAGAAUUUUGUGGUUUCAUUUUUAUUUUGUGGAACCUUUCUCAGCUCAUUUUAUGUUGCUCACUGUUUCAUGUAUAUAAAAUUUAUAGGCUCAUUUUGAAAUAAGCUAGAGAAGCAAUUCUACUUUUCAGUCUAAUAAUUUUAGAGUUGAGCCACUACUUACUGUAAUUUGCCAAUAAGUGAUAGAAUUAAACCCUUGCAACUGCUUUUCUGGUGUAAAAGCUACAAUUUCGUCUUUAAGAAAAAAUAUACUGGAACAUUUAAACAACUAGGCAAGCUAUGUAGAAUAUUGCUCCAUCCCUCUAUGACUUGAUUGUUAAAUUGUAAAAUUUUAGGCUGCUCACCCCUUCAAAGGCUGCUUUUUGUCCACUUACAUAAAUGUGGAUCUUACACAGAUCUCUGUUGCUCUUUGGCCAAGUGCCCUGAUUUUAGUGUUUUUAGGUGGCUGUAGAAGACCCAUUUCCUUUUUUUUUUUUUUAAAUAUCUUUGCAGUGUGCCGGGCUCUCUUUGCAAGCUGUGAAGUUACAUAGGAGGGCUGGGUGACUGGCUCUGGGCUCAAAUUGAGUUCCUAGUUAGGUGCUCAUGUAGAAGAAGUCCAAGUUAGUCUUUGAAUUGAGUGCUGUACCUGCCUUGUACAGCAGGUUGCACGUAGAUAACCUGACCUAGCUUUUUUUUCUAGCAUUUGUGUGUUCUUUCACAAAGCUGUGCUGUGCUACAGUAUUGCUCACCCUUCUUGUGGUGUGCAGUCAUGACUUACUAUGAAUGGCAGCUCUUACUGUAGUUCCUAAAAAAAAAUAGGAAAAAUGUCUGCUCAUGUCCAUCAGCUAAAUUGUGGGCCUCGUGUAUGUUGGCUGAAUGCUAUGAAAUAUGGUAGGAAAUUAGUACAGCAGAACACGAUGCAAAAUAAUAUCAGAGGGAAAGCUAACAAACCUAAUCUGUUUAUUUGACAUUUAUUUUACCCACUCACUUUCACAUAGAUUUCAUUCACUCAUAUCCUCGCACCCACACACUUGGAAGCAAUGAGAUGUUUUGUGCAACACAGAGAGCUGGGAACUGCCUCAUGUGUCCUCAUCAUGGGUUCUUGAUUGGUGCUGGAAAAACUUUUUAAAAUGCUUUAAGAGUGUCCUUUUGCUAUUCCUGUUGUGCUAAUGGGGAGAGGAAUGCUGUGUAUGACAUGCUGCACAGUCACUGCCAGCCUCCUGUUGCUGCUGUCUUCCCUCAAAGAGUCAUUUGCACUGAGCUUUAAUCGGAGUGUGGCCAUGUGUGCUGGACAAAAACAACGGGAUCCUCAGUCUGGCUGAGUAAAAAGGAUUCUUUGCCAUCCAUACAGACCAUUCUUUUAACUUGCUUUGCUGUUAUUUUUUGGUGCUUUCUCUUUCUGUGUUGACAGUCACAUUUCAUUCACUGCCAUCUUGAAUAUUUCUAUUACGAGUCUCUGCAGCACAGCUACAGGCCAAGUGAUCUCUGUGGGGCAUCUCUAAUACUUUUACCAUAAAUGAUGCCGCAUUUUGUUGUCUUUCAUGUUUUACAGCAAUUUAUGCAUUUCUAUUUUAGACUACUUCAGCUGUAUAAUGAGCUACAGAAGCGUUAUGUUAAAGAAACCAAAACAAACAAGGAGCAAAGUGAAGCAAUUAAAAAUCUCACUGGAUUUUGUGCUGACAAAAAGCCCAAUGUGAUCCUUUAAGCAGUCCAAGCUGUUUUCAUCUGAGAGGAGGACUUGAGCCAUUGUUUUAUGCUGGUACUGCAAUGCUGAGUUCUAGCUCAACUGCUGUGAAGAAUCUCCCUCUGAAGAGGAGGCUCUGUUUUCUGCUGAAACUUGUGGGCUUUGUCAGCUCAGUGUUAAUAUUUUGUGAAUUUUUAAUUUACUAUGUGGUAAUAUUUCAAUGCCGAUGGCCAAACGUGAAAGGUGGAGCUCACGUGGCUGAAAAAGAGACUUCAGCUUCAGUCCUAAAGGCCAUAAUUUUAGCUGAUACACACCUACUUGGUGAAAUCAAAGGACAUUGGCUGGAUAAGCUAAGAAGGGAAUGGCAAAUGGAGAGAUCUUUUCAAACUGCCUUAUGGUUACUGCAGCCAGAUAUUGUUUUUAUUCUGGGAGAUGUUUUUGAUGAAGGAAAAUGGAGCUCACCUCAGGCCUGGGCAGAUGAUGUCAGGAGGUUCCAGAAAAUGUUCAAGCACUCAGUUUUUACGGAGCUGGUGGUCAUCGCUGGCAAUCACGACAUCGGCUUUCAUUACGAAAUGACUACUUACAAGGUAAAUCGAUUUGAAAAGGUUUUCAACUUUACUUCAGGAAAGCUGAUAACUCGGAAAGGAAUAAACUUUGUCCUAGUGAACAGUGUAGCCAUGGAGGGUGAUGGCUGUGCUGUCUGCCGUACCUCAGAGGCAAAACUUGAGGCACUUUCUCACAAACUGAAUUGCUCUCAGCAGAAACCAAAUCACUCCAACAAAAGAUGCAGUGAUGUGGAAAAGCUUCCAGCUUCAGAACCCAUCCUUUUACAGCAUUAUCCUCUCUAUCGGAAAAGUGAUGCUGAAUGCACUGGAGAAGAUUCUGCUCCUCCAGAGGAGAAAAACAUCCCCUUUAAAGAGAAAUAUGAUGUACUGUCUCAAGAGGCAUCACAAAAGCUGCUCUGGUGGUUUCAGCCCCGUUUGAUUCUCAGUGGGCACACUCAUAGUGCUUGUGAAGUGCUGCACGCAGGGAAAAUUCCAGAAAUCAGUGUCCCAUCAUUCAGUUGGAGGAAUAGAAACAAUCCUAGUUUCAUCAUGGGCAGCAUAACACCAACUGACUUCUCCCUCCAAAAAUGCUUCCUUCCAUUUGAGAGCAGAGUCUUCACUAUCUACUGUGCAGCAGGUGCUCUGCUUGUGAUCCUGGUACUAGCUCAUGUUCAGCUUCUCACUCCACCGUUUUAUUUUGCUCAGCGUUUAAUCAGUAAGCAUAAAGCAGUAUGAAGAGCCAGACAUCUGCAUUCAGUCACUGAAAUACCAAAGCUGAGAACAGUCAAACAUCAGACUAUAUUCAUGCCAGCAAAUGACCUAAUUUGAUUGCUAGUCUGAAGGCAGGUUGCAUUUACACAUACCAUAGAAGUCCUAUACAGCUGAUAUGACUACUACAGGAUAAAUAAUUAACUGAAAUGAACGUUUCAUGCUGUACAAAAAUACUGUAUUCGACAAUCAAAUGAGUCCUUUUCCUGCUAUAAUUUUUGUAUCAAAUAUGUAUAUUAAAAGUGUAACUGUACAUUA